CUGCCUUUUUUUGUAAGAAGGAGACGGUGGUUUUUGGGACGCAGUUUAUAAUUUCAUUUUAUUAAUUAAAAAAAAAAUCAUCUGUAUAAAAAUGUUUUGCUAGAUUCAGCUGUUUUUAAAACCCGACACCAGCAUUUGUUGGCAGGUUGGCUACUGAAGUAGGACGUUCACUGGCAGUUUGAUGAGAGUUUUGUUUUUUUGAUAUGAAAUAGAGUGCCCUGUCAGGGAGACAUAAUGGAGAAGUCUAAGUCUGUACCAAGUCGAGCUGAUGUUGCUAAGUGGUCUGUAAGUCAACUAGCAGAUUAUUUUAGAAAGUCUGGAAGAAAUAGUAUUGAAAAAGUUGUGAAAAAGUAUGGAAUAGAUGGGUCACGGUUUGUGGACUUAUCAGAAAAUGAUAUUCAGAGGUUUCAGCCGAUUGAUGUACCAGUAGUCACAAAACUUAUCCAGGAAAUAAAGAAGAAAGAUGAAAGAAGAGGUUUCUUUCAGAAAAAGCCUCAAGUCCAAAAAAUGCCAGAACUUUCAGGAUACCGUGAUGACGAACAGUAUUGGUCCUCAUUUGACGAAGAUGAGGAUGAUGAUUAUGAAAGUCCAGAUCCAGAAGAUGAUGCAGAUGAUGCAGAUUAUGAAUCACCCACUGAAGACAUUCAAGGAAAUAUCAGUGACAAUGAUUAUGAACCUCCCCCAUCUAAUGAUGAAGAAAUGGCAAAUGUAAUUUGUCCUGCAAAGCCUAUUACUGGGAAUUCUGAAUAUAUAGACAGACCUACAUCAAUGAAAUCUCCGCACAAUCCACCAGUUCCACCUCAGAGACCUGGGCCUUCCCCAAUGCCUCCACUAAUCGGAAGCAGAGGAGGAGUUGCACUACCUUUGCCUUUAUCAAAUGAUGACAGCAGCAGAGAGCGACACGGCAGACCUACAAAACCCCCUGCUCCAUCAAUUGACAGAAGUAAAAAGCCACUUCUGGAUCGAUCAGUUCCAAAUGCCUGUGACAGAGAUUCCCCAGUAUUAGGAAAGAAGAGUCCUUUUCCUGAUAAGUCUUUCACACCACAGCCACCAAUGAGACCCCAUUUUCAAGACAGAGUAGCAGAUGCAUCACCUAGGAUACCAAAGCCACCAAUACCAACUGAAAGGAGCAGUACUGCACUAUCAUCAUCAUCAUCAUCAUCAUCAUCAUCACUGGGAAGAAAGAUACCACCUGGAAGGCCCCCAUGGACUUCAGGAAGAAAUGAUGAUGAAGAAGAAGAUGAUAUUCAGCAGAGACCUGUACCACAACCAGGUGGCCCACCAUUCAAUUCCAACACAUUCCCUUAUAGGAAUGCCAAAUCUGCUUCCAAACCAGCUCUUUCUGGAACGCACAGUAUGCCUACACCAGACAGUUUAUCACCAAGCAACCCAAUGUCAAUGCCUCAUCGCUUAAGCCAAGUUGCAAAUGCCAAUAGACCAGGCUUAGGAGGACACAGCGACAUGAAGCCACCUAUUCCACCUUCAGGGAAGAAACCUCCAAUACCUGCACCAAAUGAUGAUGAGGAGGUUUUGGACCAUGAAUGGUAUGUAGGACAAAUUAACCGAGGAGAAGCAGAAUCAGCUCUUAGAAGGAUAAACCAGGAUGGUGCUUUUUUGGUGAGAGACAGCUCAAGAAAGACACCUGAACAUCCAUAUGUACUUGUUGUCUUAUACAAUGACAAAGUGUACAAUGUCCAAAUUCGUUAUAAUGCCAAAGAGGAUGCAUACCUGCUUGGAACUGGACUCAGGGGAAGAGAGACGUUCACUUCAGUGACUGAAAUAAUAGAGCAUUUUAGGAAAACGCCACUUCUUCUUAUUGAUGGCAAGGAUCAGGAUUCACGAAACCAGUGCACCUUAACAUAUGCAGCAGCUACAGCGAGGUAUUAGGACACGAAACCAGUGCACCUUAACAUAUGCAGCAGCUACAGCGAGGUAUUAGGACGCGGUAUUGGAUGCACCAAUGCCACUAUAGGCUUGUAACAGUCUUCAGAUUACUUUUUACCACAUGUAUGACUGAAGAUAAAACCAUGCUGCAUGCGAAACAAAGUGAAGAAGUUUUAAUAAAGUUAUUAUGCUUUUUUUUUUUUUUUUUUUAUGAAACUCCCUCAAUAAACUGCCAGAAGUCACUUAGAAUACAUACAGCAACAAUAUCUUUAUUUUUAUCAUAUUCAUCUUGAAGAUGGAAAGUUCCCACCUUGGAAAGAUUGUAAACAUUACAAAUUCCUUGUAAUGCACAUUAACGAACAGAAUAUGUGUGUUAUUAAAAUUUAAUUACAAUCUUUGCUAUUCAUGUGUGCAGUCUUAGAUGUCCGUAUAUCUUUAUUGUGUUACAUGCAUUGUUUUAAAUCCAUCUGCUAUUAAAAUGUUUAUGUUUGAAUGGAUGCUGUAAAUGUACACAUGAUAAAAAUGGAAUAUGGAACAUU
Messenger RNA from Protopterus annectens (West African lungfish), 2423 nucleotides. RefSeq names its product lymphocyte cytosolic protein 2 (gene LCP2). Bases 235 to 1887 code for a protein of 550 amino acids. The record is from RefSeq and is a predicted model, not a curated record. Lineage: Eukaryota; Metazoa; Chordata; Ceratodontiformes; Protopteridae. The transcript is spliced from 21 exons. Gene Ontology annotation, biological process: intracellular signal transduction; cell surface receptor protein tyrosine kinase signaling pathway.